This is a messenger RNA of Entelurus aequoreus (snake pipefish), 3460 nucleotides long. RefSeq names its product gastrula zinc finger protein XlCGF8.2DB-like. Gene Ontology annotation, cellular component: nucleus. The coding region runs from base 206 to 1255 and encodes 349 amino acids. Gene Ontology annotation, molecular function: RNA polymerase II cis-regulatory region sequence-specific DNA binding; DNA-binding transcription factor activity, RNA polymerase II-specific. The transcript has 2 exons. Gene Ontology annotation, biological process: regulation of transcription by RNA polymerase II. The record is from RefSeq and is a predicted model, not a curated record. Lineage: Eukaryota; Metazoa; Chordata; Actinopteri; Syngnathiformes; Syngnathidae.
UUUCACGCAUGCGCAAAGGGACCCGGCAGCUCGAAGUCAAGAUGGCGGACUAAGCGGCGGUGCUUUUCCACAGAACUUUGAUAUUGACCUUCUCCCAGCAAACACACGAACACAUACCUCAUACAUUCCUCUUUUCUCUAGCCCGCCAAACCCAAGUUGAAGUUGGAGCGACGGAGACUUUUCUGCAGUGAAGACGUGAGAGCACAUGGACGACUACUGCUAUGCUAAGAUGGCGACGUCAUGUAAAAGAGAAAGUGAAAGAGAAUCUUCCAGCAAAUCACCAACGGAGAUAAAGACCAAAAGCGAAGAUGAAGACACCCUUCAGCUGAUUGGUCUUCCAGAAAGUGUUCCUGUUCAGCUACAAGUGGGGAGCUCCACUUUGAAGCAGGAGGAUCCGCAGCCCCCCCACAUUAAAGAGGAAGAGGAGGAACUCUGGAUCACUCAGGAGGAAGCUGAUUACACCAAGUUGCCACUGACUGUUGUCUCUGUGAAUACGGAAGAUGAUGAAGAGAAACCACAAGCAGACCACCUCUUAGCUCCACUAUCAGAUAGUGAGGCUGAACACGAGGUUGAAGUAACUUUGAGCAGCGAUACAGACUGUGAAAGUGAUAUGAGGACUCACACUGACAACAAACAGCCUGAAUACUCUAAAGAGACAAAAGGUACAAAACGUUUUCUCUGCUCAGUUUGUGGUAAAAACUUUUCCUAUAAGAGAGUUUUGACAGACCACAUAAGGACUCACACUGGAGAAAAACCCUUUAGAUGUCCAUUUUGCGAUAAAAGUUUUUCUCAAAAGUGCAAUUUGACCCAACAUAUCAGAACACACACGAGAGAAAACACAUUUAAUUGUCCCCAAUGUGCCAAAAGCUUCUUGCAAAAGGGCAAUUUGACCGAACACAUGAAAAUACACAGCGGAGAAAAAACGUACAAUUGUUCGGUUUGUGGUAAAAGAUUUUGUCAAAAAAGAGUUCUGAUCCAACACAUGAGAACGCACACAAGAGAGAAACCAUUUAAUUGCUCGGUUUGCGACAAAAACUUUGCCCAGAAAAGAGUUUUGAGCCAACACAUGAGAACACACACUGGGGAGAGACCAUUUAACUGCUCAGUUUGUGACAAAAACUUUGCUCAAAAAAGAGCUUUGAUCCAACACAUGAGAACGCACACAGGAGAAAAACCAUUUAAGUGUUCAGUUUGCGACAAAAGCUUCUCACAGAAAAGCACUUUGAGCAAACACAGCAGAACACACACAGGAUAAAUAAACAUUUCAUUGUGUGGGCUGCACAGUUGGAGCCAGACCAAGUUAGGAGUACUUUUUGAGGUUUUUGUUUCGCUCUCUUCUGCAUGCCGCACAACUGUUUUUGUGGAUGCAAAUAGACGUCUGACUUGUCAGACAACUUCUCAGUAAAAAUUGCUGCCGAGACCCUGAACUGAAGCAUCGACGAUCGGUGAAAAGACAGCCAAUGACGCAGCAGGAAACUGUAUCUACGUCACAUAUUAUUGGAUUGUUCAUGUUGUUGCACACAUUCUUUGCAAUAUGUUCAUUGUGUCUUUUUUGCAAUAUGUUCAUAGUGUUUUUGCAAUAUGUUCAUUGUGUCUUUUUUGCAACUCUUCUAUUUUCUUCAACUCUUAUCUUAAAGGCCUACUAAAAUGAGAUUUUCUUAUUUAAACGGGGAUAGCAGAUCCAUUCUAUGUGUCAUACUUGAUCAUUUCGCGAUAUUGCCAUAUUUUUGCUGAAAGGAUUUAGUAGAGAACAUCGACGAUAAAGUUCGCAACUUUUGGUCGCUGAUAAAAAAAAAGCCUUGCCUGUACCGGAAGUAGCGUGACGUCACAGGUUGUGGAGCUCCUCACAUCUGCACAUUGUUUACAAUCAUGGCCACCAGCAGCGAGAGCGAUUCGGACCGAGAAAGCGACGAUUACCCCAUUCAUUUGAGCGAGGAUGAAAGAUUUGUGGAUGAGGAAAGUGAGAGUGAAGGACUAGAGGGCAGUGGAAGCGAUUCAGAUAGGGAAGAUGCUGUGAGAGGCGGGUGGGACAUGAUAUUCAGCUGGGAAUGACUAAAACAGUAAAUAAACACAAGACAUAUAUAUACUCUAUUAGCCACAACACAACCAGGCUUAUAUUUAAUAUGCCACAAAUUAAUCCGCAUAACAAACACCUCUUCCCUCCCGUCCAUAUAACCCGCCAAUACAAAUCAAACACCCGCACAACACACUCAAUCCCACAGCCCAAAGUACCGUUCACCUCCGCAAAAAGUUCAUACAGCACAUAUAUUUCCCCAAAGUCACGUACGUUACAUGCACAUAGCGGCACGCACGUACGGGCAAGCGAUCAAAUGUUUGGAAGCCGCAGCUGCGUACUCACAGUAGUCCUCCUGGUAAGAGUCUCUGUUGUCCCAGUUCUCUACGUCUUUGUCUUGCUGCAGCCGGCCGCUAAUACACCGCUUCCCACCUACAGCUUUCUUCUUUGCUGUCUCCAUUGUUCAUUAAACAAAUUGCAAAAGAUUCACCAACACAGAUGUCCAGAAUACUGUGGAAUUUUGCGAUGAAAACAGACGACUUAAUAGCUGGCCACAAUGCUGUCCCUAAAUGUCCGCUACAAUCCGUGACGUCACGCGCAAACGUCAUCAUACCGAGACGUUUUCAGCAGGAUAUUUCACGGAAAAUUUAAAAUUGCACUUUACUAAUCUAACCUGGCCGUAUUGGCAUGUGUUGCAAUGUUAAGAUUUCAUCAUUGAUGUAUAAACUAUCAGACUGUGUGGUCGGUAGUAGUGGCUUUCAGUAGGCCUUUAAGCAGUCAUCAAUACCGCCGCAGGACAGCGGCAGUAUUACAGUAUUUCUUUUUAUUGGGACUUCUUUAGCUUUUGGAUGAAAUUGGAUGUUUUGGAUAACUUGGUUGGAUUUGUUUUCUUUUGAUCUAAAGAGAAUAAUUAUGAAGUGAGUUUAGAUUUUACCUCUAAGGGGGGAAAAAAAGUACAACACUAGUAAAUAAUUCCCAAAUUUUAGACUUUUAACGUUUAUAACGUUUCCUUUUACGUAAAACUCGGGAAGGUCAGGGUUCUGAACAUAUGAUAUCUGUGCUUAUAAUAUUUUAAGGAAUAAAUAUCGUUCUUUGUAAAAAAAUAUUUGUGUCUGCUUGCAAUUAUUAUUAGUAGUGAAAUCUAGAAUAACUUACUGUUAUCUAUGAAACAUUUUAAUGAUCAUUUCUAGGUUGUCUUUUACAAGUAUGCCAAAUGUAGUAUAAGAUGUAGCCAGUGAAUGGGCACUCAAAGCUAAUCUACUGAUAAUAGAUCAUUCAUAUUUCAUACAACAAACAUUAUAAAAGCAACAGCUAUAUGUUUGCCAUAAAAAUAAAGAGUAGGGGACAGUGAGUGACUUUUGGCGCAUGCGCAAACAGGCGGAGUGUUUUUUACCCCAACAAUCUUUAUUUCUACAAUAAACUUUCUUUUUUUUUACAAUCUGAACA